This is a messenger RNA of Penicillium pulvis, 879 nucleotides long. RefSeq lists its product as uncharacterized. Lineage: Eukaryota; Fungi; Ascomycota; Eurotiomycetes; Eurotiales; Aspergillaceae. The record is from RefSeq and is a predicted model, not a curated record. The transcript is spliced from 2 exons. Bases 1 to 879 code for a protein of 292 amino acids.
AUGGAUCCAUUCAGCUUGACCGUCGGCACCUUAGGUAUCGUUGGAGCAGCGGUACAAAGUAUUAGUGCUUUAAUUCAUGAGAUCAACGCCAUCAGAGAUGCACCAGUUGUGAUAGCUGGUCUCAGAGACGAACUAGUGGCUGUGGAGGCCAUUCUUUUGGUUUUGGAUAAUCCACACAAGAAUUCCCAGCUUGAACACCUCACGCCUGAUGCAAGGACGGCGCUACAGCUGACUGUCACGCAUUGCGCAAAAGCUUGUACCGAGUUUCGCAACAAGAUAGUACGGUGGACGAAGCACUCAGGUGAAAAACUGCAUGCAUGGGAUCGUGUCCGUGUUGGCUUGUUCGCUGAACGAACUGUUGAGACUUUAUGUGAGCAGCUUAACCGCUAUAAAUCUACCAUGAACAUAGCAGUCAGCACUGCUACCUUGCUCGCGACCGCAACAUCGUACCCCACCGUCAACGCAAUGCAAGAAGACCUCUAUAUCAAGGAAACGGAGAUCGCUCAGGAGAUCAGCAAGAUUGAUGAACAAUUGGCUGAAGCGAGAAAUACCCUACAGUAUGUCACACAAGCGCAGCUCUUGAACGAUCAUCAAGACGGCGCCGAGGUCAUUGAGCAAUUUCAAGAUCAAUGUGCUGCACUAGAUGAUUCUAGAAAGCUAUUAGAAAGCCUGCUCGCGGAGGCUCGUCAAGUGCGUGCGAAGCAAAACAUCACAGAUGUCGACAUGAGUGACGGCGGAAGGCUUCUCGUCGGUCUUAUUAAUUUCGACAAUGAUAACGGAGACGUUCGCCAGGAGAUUCACAAUGUGAAAGCCACAAACCACGGCAAGGGGGUAAUAGGAGUGGCCAAAGGAUUUGAUGUCAAUUCGUUUUUUCAAUAA